AUGCGCGGAACGGUGGCCUUCGCGGCAAGAGCCUGGCAUGGCAAUGGAGCACUGUUCUCCUCCAUACAGCCGCGCAUGACGACAAGCUCGCCCAUAUCAGUGCUAUCAAGAGCAUUCAAUACCACGAAGUCUGCAUCCACUUGCAAGUCUACCUCUACAACACUGUGUGCGAACCGAUGUGCGUCAUCGCUGUUCCCCACCUAUACCGCCCUCCGUUGUGCGCCAGCAGGCACCACGCGCCGCAAUGUCUUCCAACAGCCCGCGCGCAUGUUCACAGCAUCGAUAAUUCUGGCCGACGCACAGGUCAAGACGCCAACGAGACAGCGGAAAUCUUAUAAGCAGGAGAUGGAGGAGAAGGGUGCUGUAGAUCUUGAGGAGAAUGACGGCGAGCCCGAGGAGUCUCAAGGCUUUGUCAAAUCGGAAAAGGCAACGGCAGCACGCCAGGUGAACCUGAGCGCAAAGCUGAGUAAAGAGGGCGCAUCGCAGUCCAGCAGCGGCAUGGGAGAAGUCUGGCGGCUGAUCAAGAUCGCCCGACCAGAAGCAGGCACACUCUCAUGGGCAUUCGUCUUCCUUCUGUUCUCAUCUGCUAUCUCUAUGUCGAUUCCCUUCUCGAUCGGUCGCAUCCUGGACGCUGCUACUAAAGCCGAGGAAACCGAUGGUCUCCUCUUCGGCAUGGACAUGUCAACAUUUUAUAUUGCGCUGGCUUCGGUACUUUGCGCGGGUGCUGCAGCCAACUUCAGCCGUAUCGUAAUUUUGCGCAUUGUAGGUGAGCGUAUUGUCGCUCGCCUACGGUCCCAGCUGUACCGCAAGACCUUCGUUCAGAACGCCGAAUUUUUCGACGCAAAUCGCGUGGGAGACCUCAUCUCUCGCCUCGGUUCAGAUACGAUCAUUGUUGGAAAGAGCAUCACGCAGAACCUAUCGGACGGUCUGCGCUCACUCGUCAGUGGUGCUGCUGGAUUCGCCAUGAUGGGUUACGUCAGUUUGAAGCUUACGGGAAUCCUCGCGUUGAUUGGUCCUCCUGUUGCCGUAGUUGCCUUUCUCUCAGGUCGCUCGCUGCGAACUUUGAGUCGCAAGAUCCAGAAGAAUCUCGGUACCCUGACGAAAAUCGCUGAAGAGCGCCUUGGCAACGUGAGGACGAGCCAAGCGUUUGUUGGAGAGGUCCAAGAAGCUUCCCGCUACAACCGUCAGAUCAAGAGGAUAUUCCAGCUCGGAAAAAAAGAAGCCGUAGUUGCUGCUGGCUUCUACGGCAGUACUGGAUUGAUGGGCAAUUUGACCAUCAUUGCUAUCCUAUACGUCGGAGGCGGUAUGGUGAAGAACGGGGUCAUCUCUAUUGGUGAACUCUCUUCCUUUCUUAUGUACACUGCCUACGCCGGGUCCAGUAUGGUCGGCUUGUCCGGCUUCUACGGCGAGAUGAUGAAGGGCGUGGGUGCCGCCAGUCGUCUCUUUGAACUCCAGGAUCGCCAGCCCACCAUCUCACCAACGAAAGGUCAACCCGUAAGAUCUGCGCGUGGGCCGAUUGAGUUCAAGAGCGUUUCAUUUGCCUACCCAACAAGACCAGCAGUUGCAAUUUUCAAGGACAUCAACUUCAAGAUUGACCAGGGCACAAACGUUGCAAUCGUUGCGCCCAGUGGAGCUGGCAAAUCCACCGUUGCAAGUUUGUUGCUGCGUUUCUACGUGCCAACAGCUGGAACCAUCACGAUCGAUGGACGGGACAUUACCUCGCUUAACGCGAAGCAGUUGAGAAGGAAAAUCGGUUUCGUUGGUCAGGAGCCUGUGCUAUUCUCUGGCACAAUUGCAGAAAAUAUCGCAUACGGUGCGCCAAUGGCGACCCGUGCUGAGAUUGUGGCUGCUGCCCGCAAGGCCAAUUGCCAGUUCAUCAGCGACUUUCCUGAUGGUCUUGAGACUCACGUCGGCGCACGUGGCACACAGCUUUCUGGCGGCCAGAAGCAGCGUAUUGCCAUUGCGCGCGCUCUCAUCAAGAAGCCCGACAUUCUCAUCCUCGACGAAGCUACAAGCGCCCUUGACGCUGAGUCGGAAACACUUGUCAACCAGGCCCUUGGUAAAUUGCUGGCCGAAAACAACACUACAAUCAGUAUUGCGCAUCGUUUGUCGACCAUCAAGCGCUCCGACCGCAUCAUUUGCAUCAAUGCUGAUGGCGAAGUCGCUGAAGAGGGUACUUAUAGAGAGCUUUCGUCUAACCCAGAAGGUGCUUUCAGCAAACUCAUGGAGUGGCAGAUGAGCGGAGGCGAGGUUGAUACUAAGAAAAUCAGAGGUCCUGGGCCUACUGAGGAAGAAGAGAUCGAGCGGGAACUAGAAAAUGAGACAGCAGAGCAGGCCAGCCAGAACAGGGUCUAG
Molecule: messenger RNA, 2355 nt
Organism: Boeremia exigua
Lineage: Eukaryota; Fungi; Ascomycota; Dothideomycetes; Pleosporales; Didymellaceae
Product: ATP-dependent permease MDL2
Exons: 2
Coding region: 1-2355 (784 amino acids)
Biological process (GO): transmembrane transport
Cellular component (GO): membrane
Molecular function (GO): ATP hydrolysis activity; ATP binding; ABC-type oligopeptide transporter activity
Source: RefSeq, a predicted model, not a curated record